This is a messenger RNA of Postia placenta MAD-698-R-SB12, 2955 nucleotides long. RefSeq lists its product as hypothetical. The record is from RefSeq and is a predicted model, not a curated record. The transcript has 10 exons. Gene Ontology annotation, biological process: protein secretion; intra-Golgi vesicle-mediated transport; intracellular protein transport. Bases 1 to 2778 code for a protein of 925 amino acids. Gene Ontology annotation, molecular function: structural molecule activity. NCBI's taxonomy places the organism in Eukaryota, Fungi, Basidiomycota, Agaricomycetes, Polyporales, Adustoporiaceae. Gene Ontology annotation, cellular component: COPI vesicle coat; Golgi membrane; endoplasmic reticulum.
AUGUCUCUCGCUUCCAAGAAGGACGAAGAAAAUGGUCUCAGCACGUAUUACAAUAACAAGACCACCAUAAUACAGGAGGCAAGAGUCUUCAAUGACUCACCAAUUAGUCCUCGAAAAUGCAGAGCACUACUCACGCGGAUUGUGUACCUGCUGUAUGUCGGGGAGACGUUCGGUACACAGGAAGCAACAACGCUAUUCUUCGGGACGACCAAGCUGUUCCAACAUAAGGACAGUGCGCUGCGGCAGAUGGUUUACCUGGCUAUCAAGGAGCUGGCGAGCACCGCGGAGGAUGUCAUAAUGGUGACGAGCAGCAUAAUGAAGGAUAUGCAGCCAAACUCCGAGGUCAUCUACCGGCCAAACGCUAUACGUGCUCUGUGCCGGAUCAUAGAUCCAUCCAUGGCACAAGGUGUAGAACGGUUCUUCAAGGCGGCUAUUGUGGACAAGAACCCGUCGAUCUCGUCUGCCGCGCUUGUGUCUGCCUACCACUUGUUCCCGGCCGCGAAGGAUGUCGUGAAGCGAUGGGUCAACGAGGCACAAGAGGCAGUAAACGCGAAGUCAUCUUCAUCCUUCUUUGGUAGCCCGUCCAACUCUUACCUCGGCUGGGGAGGCUCGUCUGCCCCUGCAAACAACGGAUACCAGCCCAUUGCCUCGACCAGUAACAUCACUCAGUAUCAUGCCUUGGGAUUGCUCUAUUUCAUUCGCCAACAGGAUCGCAUGGCUGUCACGAAGAUGAUUCAGCAACUUGGGGGUGGAAAGUCUGGCUCUGGAACGACGCUCAAGAACCCUAUGGCACUCUGUAUGCUGAUUCGCUAUGCAGCCAAGGUCAUAGAGGAAGACCCAAAUGUGCAGAGACAGAUGUUCGAUCUCAUGGAGGGGUGGUUACGGCACAAGAGCGACAUGGUCAACCUCGAGGCCGCGCGGGCUAUCUGCGAGAUGAAGGGAGUCACUCCGGCACAGCUGACAAGAGCUAUUGCAGUUCUUCAACUGUUCCUCUCGUCGCCGAAAUCCACCCUGAAGUUUUCUGCGACGCGCACUCUGGCUACUCUUGCCCUCACCCACCCGACGAGUGUUGCUACUUGCAACAUGGAUUUGGAGAAUCUGAUCUCGGAUUCGAACCGAAGUGUCGCAACCUACGCCAUAACGACUCUGCUGAAGACUGGCAACGAAGCCUCCGUCGACCGCCUCAUGAAGCAGAUAACCGGGUUCAUGAGCGAGAUCAGCGACGAGUUCAAGGUCAUCAUCGUCGAUGCUAUCCGCUCUCUCUGCCUCAAGUUCCCUGCAAAGCACGCAUCGAUGUUAUCCUUCCUGUCUGGCGUGCUGCGAGACGAGGGCGGGUACGACUUCAAGCGCGCUGUGGUCGAGGCCAUUUUCGACAUGAUCAAAUUCAUUGGGGAAUGCAAGGAGCAGGCGCUCUCGCAUCUUUGUGAGUUCAUCGAGGAUUGCGAGUUUACCAAGUUGUCUGUGCGCAUUCUGCACUUGCUCGGCAUGGAAGGGCCCAAAGCACCGCAACCUACGAAGUAUAUCCGCUACAUUUACAACCGAGUGGUGCUGGAGAAUGCGACUGUCCGUGCUGCGGCUGUUGCAAGCCUGGCAAAAUUCGGCCUGAAUGGUCUCGACGAGAAGCUCAGCAACAGCGUCAAUGUUCUCCUCAGACGAUGCCUGGACGAUGUCGACGACGAAGUUCGUGAUCGAGCGGCUAUGUACCUGAAAGUAUACGAGGAACCACCACUUGCGACGACGUACGUCAAAGAAGAUGCCGUAUUCUCUCUUUCCGCCCUCGAAUCCCAGCUUGUGUCUUACAUCAGCGACCCAGAGGCAGUUGAGAAGCCAUUCGACGCCUCAUCGAUACCCAAGGUUAGCAGAGAACAGGCCUCGAGAGACGUCGCGCGGCCGAGCAGCCUAGACACGAUUGGCGUCCCAUCGACAUCAAAAGCGGUCACGCCGCCGCCACAAACCGCUGCAGAAACGCAGUCGGCAUACGUGCAACAGCUCGCAGACGUACCAGAGUUCGCGUCGUACGGCGUUGUACUCAGCAGCAGUUUCAAGCCAUCACAACUCACUGAGCCCGAAACCGAGUACCAGGUCUCGUGUGUCAAGCACAUCUUCAAAGAACACAUUGUAUUCCAGUUCAAUGUAUCAAAUACUAUACCCGACACUGUCCUGGAGCAAGUAUCAGUUGUCAUGCAACCGGCGGCGGAUGCUGGACUGACGGAAGACUUCAUCAUUCCAUACCCGAGCCUAUCGACAGCAAAUUCGCCAGGAAUCAUCUAUGUCUCUUUCACACGCGAGAACCCCGGCGAAUACGCGAUGGCUUCUUUCCAGUGCCUUCUCAAGUUCGUAAGCAAGGAAGUGGACCCAUCAACUGGUGAGCCGGAGGAAGAGGGCUACGAGGACGAGUACCAGCUGGAGGAGACGGAGCUAGCUGUCGCGGACUAUGUCAUCCCCAGCUACGUGACGUUCGCAUCGGAAUGGGAUCGCAUGCGCGGCGGCGCUUCCGCAACAGAAACAUUUUCGCUCUCGAGCAUGGACUCCAUGAAGGCUGCGUGCGACUCGAUUAUCGAGAUUCUCAACAUGACGCCACUCGGAGGGACGGCGGACCCGCAGUCAGCAACUGUACACACGCUGCAGCUAUCCGGGAUGGUCGUUGGCGGCGGCGGCAAGGUGCUGGUUCGGUGUCGGAUGACUUUCUCGAAGGCACAGGGUGUGACGCUGGAGCUAGGCGUGCGUGCAGAGCAGGAACAGGCGUGCAGCCUGGUCGUAGCUGCUAUCGGUGGUUGAGACUGGGCUGUGGAUACCUCCAUUUGUGCGCGUGGACUUGUUGGUGUGCAUAGACGCAGUGUCGUGUGCGAACAACUGUUCAAGCUCGGGUGGUUGUUGGCGUAUUCCCAUUAUCUAUUUGUGCAUGAGAGUGCUGGCUGUUGUAAAGGAGAAUACAAAGGUCCGCUUCUCACAGGA